AUGAAUAUGAACGAUAAAGACGGUUAUUUUAUUCAAACUUUUGCAAGUUCACCUUAUCAUCGUCGAUAUUAUUCAUCAAUUAUGAAUGAUAUUCAACCACGUCGUAAUAGUUAUCAAAUUGCUAUAAAUACAUCAAAACAUGAUCAUAUUCAUAUGAAUAAUCGUAUACAAAUGAUAUCAUCAUCAUCAUCAGGAUCUUCUAUAAAUGGUUAUGCUCAUACAACUCGAUCACUUUAUACUGUACAUGAUCCAUAUUCAAAUUAUACAAAUGAUCAUUUAAAACGAAGCCUAAGUCAACCCGCUGUUCGUACACCUGAUAAUGAUCUUUUGCUAGAAAAUGCAACAUUUUUACUUGAUUCACCAGUACAUGCACUUCGACCAGCUCAUUAUAGAUCCCGUACAACAUUACCACCGACAAGUCCCGCAUCAAGACGAAGUUCUUUAGCCGUACCUGAGUCUGUUGGUGAAAGUAAUGAUUGUUCAAAUACAUCAACCAUGCCAAUAACAUCUGUAUAUAGAAUUGUUAUUGUUCGAUCACUUGCAUCUGUAUUUGCAUUAGCUAGUCUUUUUUCAACUGAAGUUUUACAAACAUCUAUACAUUCAAAUGAAGAUAGUUUUCAAUUAUUAUUAACAUUUCAUUUAUGUGCCUUUGUUGGAGCUGUUCUUUUAGCUGCACACGCAUCACGUAUACAUAUAGUUCGAUAUCGUUGGACAAUAUCAAAUGUAAUUGCAUAUGAUCGUUGUUCACAAAUAUUAAUUGUUCUUGCAACAAUGUUAACUGGUACAUGGGUAACAAUGCAAUAUUUUCAUUCAUACUAUCGUUUAUUACUUAUAAGUGCUGGUAUAAGUGGUGUUAGUUAUAGUUGUAUGAUAAUAAAAUCAUUUGAUCAUAUAUUACAAUUAUCGACAUCAUUACCAAUACAAAGUAUUAAAAAUUUAACAAUACGACUUAAUAUAUUUACAUUUAUUUAUAAUUCUUUAUGUCAUUUAGCAUUAAUGAUAGGUGGACUUUUUCUUUAUGCUAUUAUUUUAUUUCAACAAUAUAGACGAGAAUAUGUUUUAAUUGGUUCACAACCAUGUCUAUUAAUACCAUGUUUUCAAUUUAAUGAUCAACAAGAUGAUAAUGGACAAUCAUUAAAACCACCACCACAAUCAAUUUUAGUUAAUUUAACAAUGCAUAUAAAUGAAAAACAACAAGAAUGGCAAACUGAACCAGCACGUUAUAUUUUUUUUGUCACUUUGCUUAUAUUAACAAUAAUUAGUUUAUUACCCCAAGCUGGUGCUGAAUGGACAACGUCAAUAUUAAGUAUGAGUAGACGUUUAUCAAUAUUAUAUUAUUCAAAUGAAAGUACACAAAAUGACAUAUCAACAUCAUCCAACAGACUUAUUCGUUGUCGUCAUUAUCUAUUUGCAUUAUUUAUUGGUUUUCAAGAGGGUUACCUCUUUGGUAGUGUUAUAAAAUUUGAUGUAACAUGUCUUUUUGGCCUUCGACAUACAGUUGAAAUGCUGAUUAUUUAUGGAUUAGGAGGAGCUAUAUCAAGUACCUUAAUUGCUUUUGUGAUUAAACGUAUUUCAAUUAUGACUGCUGUAUCAUUUACAACACUUCUACAUCUUUCAACCAUGGGAUUAUUAUUAUUAAGUCGAACUCAAACUACAACCAAUAUAUCACCAUUAGUUAUAAAAUAUCUUUUAUUUUUUUCGUUUGGAACUGUUAUUGGUCUAUGGUCAACGAUUGCUAUUCGUAAAUUGUUUAUGUAA
Molecule: messenger RNA, 1758 nt
Organism: Rotaria sp. Silwood1
Lineage: Eukaryota; Metazoa; Rotifera; Eurotatoria; Philodinida; Philodinidae
Source: the annotation of a GenBank genome assembly